UGUUAUCAACUUUGUUAGUGUUUCGCAAACUUACAACAGUACUUCUUCCACAUCGUCGAAUUUCACAGCCCCACAACUCAGUGAUUUCAUGAGGCCAAAUCAAAGCCUACUAUGCAUCCAAAUCCGCAAACCAUCCGCAUUCUCCAGCACCUCCCUCCCAACCCUAACGUGCUCGAAAAGGGCCGCAGGCUUCUCCUGAACUGGAUCGCACCAUACCAACCUGUCGAGAACCCUGACUAGAGCGACGACCAGAGCGAGAUAGGAAAGGGAAUCCAGUGAACGUACGAGACGAGAACAGUCGAGAGGGAGAGGAGGAUCCGCAAUGAGAAGAUGGGUGUAGAUAUGCCAGACGUGAUGAGCAGUCAUGAAACAAAUACCUAUGACGACAAACAGCAUAGAUCAAAUGUAACUCAGAAAUUGGCUCAAUGGUAACAACCUGGGCUUCCCUCUUCCCUGCAACUUUGUGGAUGCUGAUCCGGCUCAUUAGCAUCAUCCACAAGUUUUGCGAAGUCAAAUGAGGUGGGAAUGUCAUGGCGGCCAGGAGGAGUCCAAGCAGGAGCAGAUAUAUGUGGGAAGAUCACUGAUGGGGCCACCAACUCCUUUCACCCUCAUGCCCAUGCCCGGCGUUCCGAUCACCCACACUCAGCAGCCUUACGUGACGGGUACGUCCGUGUUGGGACUCAUAUACGAAGGUGGAGUUCUCAUUGCUGCUGACACUGCAGGUUCUUAUGGGUCAACAACAAGGUUCAAAAGCGUGGAGCGCAUGAAGGCUGUGAGCAACAACACUCUGCUUGGAGCCAGUGGUGAAAUCAGUGACUUUCAAGCUAUCACUCAGCUUCUUGACAGACUCAUAGUAGCUGAUGCAAUGUGGGACGAUGGAAAUGAUCUGGGCCCAUUGGACAUCCACAAUUAUCUCACACGCGUUAUGUACAACCGCCGCAAUAAGUUUGACCCUUUGUGGAACACCCUAAUCCUCGGUGGCGUCAAAAACGGCGUUAAGCAUCUGGGAAGCGUGAGCAUGAUAGGAGUGCACUACGUGGAUAAUCACAUUGCAACAGGAUUUGGGAUCCACCUGGCACAACCCAUUUUCCGAGAGGAGUGGAAGGAGAACAUGACCCUGGAGGAGGGGACGAGGCUUCUAGAGAAAGCCUUGCUGGUCUUGUUCUACCGUGACCGUUCUGCUAUCAACAAAAUCCAGGUGGCGAACGUAACGGAGGAUGGUGUUCACAUUUCGCAGCCGUAUGCCUUAAAAUCAGAAUGGAACCUCGAGGCCUUCAAGAAUCCAACAGCUUCUGCUGCUGGGUCAUGGUGAUUUGAGCUCAGGCAUGCCUGGCAAGCUGAAGGUAGUUUUAGGUUGUAACCUAAAAUUCAAAUAUCUGUGUCUGUUUUAUUACCCACACAAACAAACCAACAUGUCAGUGCACAAUGGCUGUCCCACCAAUAGCUCAAGCAUAUAAUGAAAUGUGAAGAGUUUUAGAAAACUCAGAAGCAUUUGUAAACUCUGGAUUUGCAAAGCAAGUUGCAUACUGUCUACUGUUAAGUAACUGCAUUUGAAUAACUUCAUAUUAAUGUAGUCAAACUGUAACAUGAGUGUAUGAAUAAACUGUGAAGAUGUAAAACUGUAACAUGUAAUUACAUGGUUUAAGAAGUAAUCCUAUUAUGCACAUGUUUCAAAAACUCUA
Molecule: messenger RNA, 1682 nt
Organism: Physcomitrium patens
Lineage: Eukaryota; Viridiplantae; Streptophyta; Bryopsida; Funariales; Funariaceae
Source: RefSeq, a predicted model, not a curated record